AUGCUCGCGUUCGUCAAUUCUGUUGCAAAAUUGUGCAUAGACAAAUUCAAUUCUAUGAAAAAAACUGGAAAACCGGAUAACAGUGAGUGGACGGUUCUCGCUGGAAUAAUUUUAAAAAAUGCUGACAAUGCUAUGUCCGUCGUGUCAUUGGCCACCGGAACGAAAUGUCUCAGUGGCGUUGAACUUACAAACACAAAAUUUUACGAGAUCGGUGAGAGAUUGAGCGAUUCACAUGCCGAAAUUUUGGCUCGACGCGGAUUCCUACUAUACUUGUACAAUCAGCUUGAUUUAUUGUUCUCUUCGAACAACAACGAAGUUUUCAUUAUCAAUACGAACAAGAUUAUAGAAAUUCGACGCGGUGUAUCGUUUCAUUUUUUCUGUAGCCAGACUCCUUGCGGGGAUUGCUCAAUAAUACCAAUGAAUAUAACUGAGACUAGCCAUCAAAAGGUCCCUACGAAAAAACCAAAAUUGGCAUCCGAGACGACGUCAAUUGAAACGAAUUCAACAUUGAUCGAAGAUAUUUACCGAACCGGGGCAAAGUGUUUACGAACAGAAACGAAGCAAGACCUUCGUUUAUCGGGCAAAGAAUAUCACGUUACGGGAGCUUUGCGAACUAAACCCGGCCGGGGCGAUCCAACUCUAAGCUUGUCGUGCUCGGACAAAAUAGCCAAAUGGAAUGCGGUUGGUAUUCAAGGAUCAUUGUUAUCGACGUUCGUGCUAGCCCCGAUAAAACUGAAAACUAUCGUGAUCGGAGGUGGGUGCCCAUUUUCUCAACAAGUCAUGGAACGCGGUAUUUAUAAAAGAUUCGGUGAUGAUCUUGCUGGACCAGAUAUUUUCCAAGCAGACAUAAAAUUUUCCUGCAUGAGAAAUUCCGUGCGUUCACGUCCUUGCCCUACAAGUAUUGUUUGGUCAGCAGUUCAGAAUGGGAACACCCAAAUAACGGUCGAUGGGCGUAAACAAGGUGCAACGAAAAGUAAAAGAGGUAACGAUUUGCUCGUCAGCCGAACAAGUCUUUUGAAAAAAUUUCUACAGACCCUCGACAAAAGUCCUUUCGCGAAUAAUGUUCCGUCGCAUCCGAAAAAAAUAUUUUAUUAUCAUUACAAGCAAUGGCGAGGUUGUUCAUCGUAUCAAAAAGAAUGGAAAUAUUUAAAGGCUACGAGAUUCACUCCUUGGCCUGAGAAACCCAUGGGGCUACAAAGUUUUUCGCUCUGAUGAGAGUUUGUAUCGUUAAACAAUCUCUUAUUUUUUAUUUCAAAAAAAAAAAUCCAAAUAUAUUUAUGUACAAAAAAAAAUGAAGAGAGAGUGAAACUUGAUUAAAAAGUACGCCGACUUAAAUUAGUGUAUCCUAUGCCAAUGCAAGUUAGAAGGACUUGCUCGUGCACGACAUCAUCGUCCUCGUCAUCCUUUGCGGGCUCAAGCUUGAAGACAAUUCCAAAGAAAUCUCUGAGAUCCCGAAGAAACUGAACCCUGUCGAGAUAAUAAAACAAUCGUUAAUGCGAAAUA
Venturia canescens is the source of this 1503-nucleotide messenger RNA. RefSeq names its product tRNA-specific adenosine deaminase 1-like. The record is from RefSeq and is a predicted model, not a curated record. Lineage: Eukaryota; Metazoa; Arthropoda; Insecta; Hymenoptera; Ichneumonidae. The coding region runs from base 1 to 1212 and encodes 403 amino acids. Gene Ontology annotation, biological process: tRNA processing. The transcript is spliced from 3 exons. Gene Ontology annotation, molecular function: RNA binding; tRNA-specific adenosine deaminase activity.